GGUUUAGCUUCCCAGAUCUCUCUCUUUCUCUCUCCUCUAUUCAAGAUUGUACUUUUUAGGGUUUCAAAAAAAAAAAAACCCCAAAUUUUCUCUUUCAAAUUUACAAGUUUUGUGUCAGUUUUUCAGAAUUUAGAUUCAAAUUGAGUGAUGGAUUCUUCGAUUGCCCCUUUAAGUCCAGAGAACUGAGAGAGAAAUGGAGACGCAGAGAAUAACAGAGUUUCCACAUAAAAACAUGGAUAAGCGUCCUAGGAAACGACAGCGUUUAACAUGGGACAUACCUCCUCCUCCUCCUCCUUUCUUAGCUCCUGCGAAGGUGGUUCCAGGGAUGUUCUGUGGUCAGGAAUUUGGGAAUGGGAAUGGAGUGAUUCCAAAUUACGGGUUGUUUUACAAUCGGAAUGGUUCACCUCCUUGGAGACCUGAUGAUAAAGAUGGACAUUAUGUUUUUGCUAUUGGAGACAAUUUGACUCCGCGCUACAGGAUUCUUAGCAAGAUGGGCGAAGGGACUUUUGGGCAAGUCUUGGAAUGUUUUGAUAAUGAAAAGAAAGAAUUAGUGGCAAUCAAAAUUGUCCGCUCCAUACACAAGUAUCGCGAAGCUGCCAUGACUGAAAUUGAUGUAUUGCAGAGGCUGGCCAGGCAUGAUAUUGGUAGCACACGUUGUGUACAAAUACGGAAUUGGUUUGACUAUCGUAAUCAUAUUUGUAUUGUAUUUGAGAAGCUUGGACCAAGCUUAUACGAUUUUCUCCGCAAAAACAGCUAUCGUUCAUUUCCCAUUGAUCUUGUCCGGGAGCUUGGCAGACAACUUUUGGAGUCUGUUGCAUUUAUGCAUGAUUUACAUCUGAUUCAUACCGACUUGAAGCCUGAAAAUAUUCUACUGGUUUCCUCUGAGUACAUCAAAGUGCCAGAUUAUAAGUUUCUUUCGCGGUCCACAAAAGAUGGUUCCUACUUCAAGAAUCUUCCCAAGUCAAGUGCUAUUAAGCUCAUUGAUUUUGGAAGUACCACAUUUGAACAUCAGGAUCACAGUUAUGUGGUGUCAACACGGCAUUAUCGUGCACCGGAGGUUAUUUUAGGUCUUGGAUGGAACUAUCCCUGUGAUAUAUGGAGUGUGGGUUGCAUACUUGUUGAAUUAUGUUCUGGUGAGGCCCUUUUUCAAACUCAUGAGAACUUGGAGCAUCUUGCCAUGAUGGAGAGGGUUUUAGGGCCAUUGCCACAACAUAUGGUGGUCAGGGCUGAUCGACGUGCUGAGAAAUAUUUCAGGAGAGGCAUGCGAUUGGAUUGGCCUGAGGGUGCAACCUCAAGAGAAAGCAUGAAAGCAGUAAUGAAGUUGCCUCGUUUGCCUAACCUAAUAAUGCAGCACGUGGAUCAUUCUGCUGGUGAAUUAAUUGAUCUCUUGCAAGGUCUCCUAAGACAUGAUCCAGCAGAGCGGCUCAAAGCCAGGGAAGCUUUAAGGCACCCAUUCUUCUCAAGAGAUCUUAGAAGAUAUGGCUAUCCCUUGUAGUCUGGAUUCAUCACUGUGAUGAGCUUUGAACAACAGUAUAAACAAAGAGAACAUGCACGGUUGGUGUUGGCUGAUGUCAGGUUGAUUCAUCACUGUUAUUUGAUUUCAGGUUGAUUGUACCAUUGUUCGGUAUAGUACAAGUGUAUUUCCUUCCCUCCAGUGCCCAUUUGCCUUUUAUUUUUUGGGUUUCUGAUCCAAAUUGUUCGGUAUAGUAUAGAUUAUGUUUUGUGAAGAUGAAGGAAAAAAUCAAUAUUUUUUGUUGCA
Messenger RNA from Populus trichocarpa (black cottonwood), 1759 nucleotides. RefSeq names its product serine/threonine-protein kinase AFC1. Gene Ontology annotation, biological process: protein phosphorylation. Bases 194 to 1495 code for a protein of 433 amino acids. Gene Ontology annotation, cellular component: nucleus. The record is from RefSeq and is a predicted model, not a curated record. The transcript has 12 exons. Lineage: Eukaryota; Viridiplantae; Streptophyta; Magnoliopsida; Malpighiales; Salicaceae. Gene Ontology annotation, molecular function: ATP binding; protein kinase activity.